Molecule: messenger RNA, 1141 nt
Organism: Hypoxylon trugodes
Lineage: Eukaryota; Fungi; Ascomycota; Sordariomycetes; Xylariales; Hypoxylaceae
Product: Isochorismatase hydrolase
Exons: 1
Coding region: 315-962 (215 amino acids)
Source: RefSeq, a predicted model, not a curated record
ACCUACACUAGAGCUACUAAUUACAUAAUGAAGACUUCUCAAAUUCAUCGUUCAGCCCCCUCAUUCAUGCAAACCCUACCUUAUGUAGGCAGGUACUCAUUUGUAUACCGUGCUGCCAUAAAGAUACCUAAUGGCGAAAAGGGACAUCCAUUUUCAACCUGAAUACAUUAUUAAUCAUUCCAAUAUUUUCAUGACUCACUCCAAUUAUAUGGCUGCUAUAAGAUGUCAACAUCUCGUAGGUUAAUCGACGUAGCGUUUACUAUUCAUAUUCAUUGGAUCAAUUUUGUAUAACCAAUUGACAACCAUUUUCCAAAAUGAAGUCCGCCAACACCGCGAAGACAGCUUUGGUUAUUAUCGACGUCCAAAAUGGUUUUCGACAUCCCACACAUUGGGGAGCAAGUCGUAGUACACCGGAAUGCGAAGAUAGUAUUGCCUUACUGCUAAAAACAGCGAGAGAGCACAACGAGAAGCAGGGUAAAAACACGGUAGUCAUUUGUCAUGUCCAUCAUCACAGUAUCUAUCCAGAUUCAAUGCUGUACCCAGGCGCCCAGAUCGAGAUAGAUGGUAAAAUUGUCGACGCCGUGCAACCACAACCGUUCGCAACUCCGAACCCCGGCGAGCCAAUCUUCGUCAAGAAUGUCAAUUCGUCCUUCAUCGGUACCAAUCUAGAGAAUUACCUCAAGGACCAAAAUAUCAGGCAACUUAUCAUUCUCGGUUUGACCACGGAUCACUGCGUUAGUACUACUACACGAAUGGCGAGCAACCUAAGGGUUGUAUCGGUGAAAACCCCGACCGGUGAACUCGACGAAGGGGAUAUCAUUCUUGUUAGAGACGCUUGCGCCACUUUUUCAAAAGGAGAUUUCGACGCCGAGAUUGUGCACAAAGUAAACCUCGCAAGUCUGAACGAGGAAUUUGCUCAGGUCGCUAAUACACAAGAUGUCUUACGUGUUGUAUUUGGAUAGAUCCUAUCUACCUACAUAACGCUUAACAUAUCUAGGUACUAAUGGCACUUUCACUUAAAACCCCAUCCAGGUCUCCCUAGCCAAGGUGUCUUCUUCAUCAGCUCCACGCCAUAAUGUCCUACUGAACUGCCCUGCGCUAUGCUGUGUGACGAACAUUCGGAGUAUCGUUUUUGUACCAG